Molecule: messenger RNA, 3969 nt
Organism: Rhineura floridana
Lineage: Eukaryota; Metazoa; Chordata; Lepidosauria; Squamata; Rhineuridae
Gene: TMEM219
Product: transmembrane protein 219
Exons: 2
Coding region: 611-1966 (451 amino acids)
Source: RefSeq, a predicted model, not a curated record
AAAUAAGUACUUUUUGCCCUUAAACAAAAUGGCUCUCAAAACUUCCAAUUGGGGUAAGUCUAUACUCCUGGAAGUCUUUCUCUAUGGUUCUGAGGAGCCAUUAAACAGGAAAGCGGGCAACCUCUUCCUGUCAGCAACGUAAACCUAAGUGGAUGACGCGGCUUGUCUGCAAGAAGGGCAGCAUUUCUAUGGAGAAAAACAGCGUGGGCGCACGCGCAUAAUUACGUCACUCCAAAGCGCCCCUUCACCUGCGAGUUGCCGCCGGAGCAUCUAGUUUGCGCCUGCGCAGGAGUGUAAUACCCGAUAGGGUUGCUUUGCGAGAGUAAGGAAAUGGGUGUGCGCGGCUGCUUCUUAAAGGGAUAGAAUCCUGGAUAGAGGGAGCCUGAGUAAAGGAAGAAGUCGCCUGAACUGCAACCUGGAGGGUAACAGAGGAGAGAAUAGGACGGAGUUCAACAGCGCCUUUCCGGUUGAAGCACAAGGACUGGUUAUAUCUCGUCCCUGCCUGGUGAGAUCAUCCCUGCUUUGGCUAAUGGUGUAGCAAGGGGAAGGGUUUUGUCUCGCAGCACACUAACGUCACCACCUUCACUGAACUUCAAGAGUGGCUGAAUAAAUGGAGCAGGAGUGCCUGGCUCUUGUUGCUGCCUGUGUUCAAACCUCUCAGUUGCUAGUGCAACAAUGGAUGCUCAACAGGCGCAGUGUGAUUUUUGCAAUAGCGAGGAUUUUGCAGCGGAGGCGUUUCCGCAGAUCAGCUGCAGUGCUGAGACGUAUCCUCUCGGCUAGCGUUCGGCGGAAGAGAGCCCUUCUGCGCCUUCACCGAAAUGCUAUCGUCUCUGUAGUCACUAUGGUGUACUCGUCUUCUCCUGCACUCCACUACGAGCACGAGCUGAUGGCCUUGUCUGAGCGGUCACACUGGAUGCUUCCACGGUGCAGUGAAUGGUGGGAGCGGAUGAUAAAUUCCGAGCAGGAUGACAAGUGUUGGAUUUCCUUGUUCAGAAUGUCACGAUCUACGCUGAUGUACAUUGCCGAGGAGCUGCGCCCUGCCCUGCAGCGUCGAGACACUGGCAUGCGGUCACACAUCCCUGUUGAAAAAAGAGUUGCCAUGACCAUCUGGAAGCUAGCUCACCACGACAGCUACAAGACCGUCUCGGAGCUCUUUGGGGUGGGAAUUUCAUCAGCUUGCUCAAUAUUUGAAGAGGUGUGCGAGGAAAUAAACAGCAGGCUGCUGGCCCAAACAAUUAAGCUGGGAGACCCGCAGGAGAUCAUGGAGGGCUUCAAGGAGAUGGGUUUCCCCAAUUGCCUUGGCGCAAUUGAUGCAAUACACAUCUCCAUUCUUUGCCCCCCAUUCUCUGCCGACUCCUAUAUUAAUUGCAAGGGCUUCUAUUCUAUGGUGUUGCAGGCACUGGUGGACAGCAAGUCCCGUUUCACUGAUAUCUAUGUUGGCUUUCCUGAGCGAUCCCAUGACUCCCGCAUCUUGCACAACUCUCCUUUUUUCAACAGCAUGGACGAGGGUACUUUUGGGCCACAAACUCCAACAGUGCUAGAAGGUGUUUCAAUGACCCCUGUCAUAAUUGGGGAUCCUGCGUACCCGCUUCGCCCCUGGCUCAUGAAGCCGUAUCCAGCGCCCAAAACUGGCGCCCAGGAGAAAUUCAAUGAGAGACUUGCCAAGUGCCGAGCGUGCGUGGAGAGAGCUUUUGGGGUCCUGAGAGCACGCUGGAGAUGUUUGCAGAUGAGGCUAGAUGUGAGGGAGAAGCUCAUUCCUGUGGUCAUUGCCACAUGCUGCAUCCUGCACAAUGUCUGUGAGAUCAAAGGGGACGAGUUGCUGGAGCCAUUGGAAAGUCCUGCAGCUGCUGAAACCCAGAAUGCUUCAGCCAGGCCAAGGGUGCCGUUAUCAGAAGCUGGACUGACCAAGAGAGCUUGCCAGAUUAGAGCUGCUUAUUGCUCAUAUUUUGAAAAGAACCCUCUGUAAAAAAAAAAAAAAAGUGGGGGGGGGCUCAUUUGUCGAUGUAACUUCAGUGGUAUGUUUGUCCUCGUAGUAUGGAGACUGUGUUUUAUACACGUCAAGUAAAAAGUUGUGAUUUUGAAUAACCUAUUGCUUUAUCUUCUGACAAAUGGUUUUUUUAAGGUAAUGGCUAUAGUGGAACUAGAACCACUGAUGGUGUAAAAUGGAAAGGGUCAGAGAGCAAUUUUUCUGAGAGUUGUGGCAAUAUAAAUCCUCUUUGUCUCUAAAAUAUUAACAAAAAGACACAGCACACUUGCCUAAUAGCUCCAGCAAAUGAAAGUGUAUUGAUUCAUUCUUUACCCUGUUAGAAAGCACACUAUGACUGCAAUCCUAUGCACACUUACCUGGGAAUAAGUCUUACUAAACUCAGUGGGACUUUCUUGCAGCAGCAUUCUAUCAUGUUUACCCAGAAGUAUCUCAAAAUAUUUGGGUUGGCCAGUCCCAUAUCCAGAUUUUGGGGGUGGGGGGGAAUCCACAAAGAUUCUGAAAAUGCAGGCCACUCAAGUCUCUCUAAUCAUAAAUGCAGCUUUUAUGCUACUUUGCUACAUGAAGUUAGCAUCUUCUGGGUGUCAUCCAGAAGUUGUUUGAGUGCUGGAGUUCAUUUAGUCACCUAGGGUCUUUUGAGGUAAGAUGAAUGAAUUUCAUGGGGAAUGGCUGGCAUAUGAUUUAUUUGAACAGGUAACCAGGAACCCACAUAAAGAACCAGUUUGGGCAGUCAUAUCUUAGCUUAUUUAGCCAAGAUAUAAGCAAGACUUUUGCUCACACCAAAACCAGGAAUCCUCUAAUUAAUCAUAAUUUCCAAGUUUGGUCAAAACAAGAAACUGUGGUUACUAAUAGGCUUAACUAGAGCGUGUACCAAAGGAAGGAGCAAAAGGACUAUGUGCAGAGGCAAAGGGCUUCUAUCUAUUUCAGCCUAAUAAACCAAAAUACAACUGUCCAAAUACAGCUGAUAACUCUUACUUCCUAUGUCUGGGCAGACAUGGUUUUAUUCCAGCUUGCAAAUCAGAAAUGUAGGCAACACUUAAAUCGUGGUUUCUCAGUUCGGAUGUUGAGCAAAACUGAUUUAACAAACCAGGCACAUGGGAAGAGAUAAGGGAGGAAAGUCCCAUCCUCAUUGCUUGUUCCUCCUCUUAAAAAAACCAACAACCUUUUUUGGAGUAGCAGUGUUAAUGUCUGAAGUGCACCAUUUCAAGAAAGGAAACAAGAAAAACACUUUUCCUUGCUUCCGUAAUGAAGAUUGUUCUAGGACAGCUUAUUUUUCAAUUGAUAGGGAAACCGAACACAGAACGAAUGCAUUCAAGAUGGCUGCUAUUGCACUAAUGCCCUGCUUGGUAUCUAAUUGCUAAGGAAUGGCCAACUUCGAGGGGAGCAUUCUCAAGCUCCAGUGGAAAGCACUAAUGGGUGUGACUUGGUGGCACGUGCUCGGCAAAUCCUUUCACAAGCCAAUGUUGUGCAGACACACAGAAUGUGUUGAAAAAUAGUUUGACUUUGAUACGCUAUUUGUCACAACUAGAACAUUGGGCAGCUGGUGGGGUCAUUUUAACAAUGGUUUUAAACAAAAUUGUGGCGUGUCCCUCUACUUAAUAUACUGUAUAUAUUAAAUAAAUUAUAGUGGUGUGUGGGAAAUCAACAAGAACCAAAUGGCAUUCAUAGCUUCAGUAUUCCUUAGUUGUCUGACAUUCUCCUUUUUAAAUUGUGUAUUUGAUUCCUGCUUUUUAUUUAUAUAUAUACACACACACACAAUUUGUUGUAUUUGCAUCCUUUCUCAGACAGCACCUUUCUUAGUGGCCAGGAUUUAAGUUGCAGCAGAGCUCACCUAGGCUUCGCUAUAGAGCACAGACGUUCUCUGAGAGAGUCUCUGGAUUGUCUCCAAUUAAAUUCUACUCGAGCAGACCCAAUGAAAUUAAUGAAACUAAGUUAGUUGUGUCUCAUUAAUUUCAGUAGAUCUGCUCUGAGUAUGACUAACAUUG